CCCAUUGUCACCAUUUUUGAGCUAAAACGACCACAUUUACGUUUAGUUUUCCGUCUAAAAACGAAAACGAUCCCCUGGCGGGGGAAUGAUGCAGUUAAAACUUGGAAUAAGAAAAUUAAUCCCCGUUUUACUGCUAUGCGUGCAAGUGGCGUUCAACUUUAAAAUCACGGUGACAAGAGGUGAGUUGUUUUUUUUAUUUGAUGAAUUUACGUAACUCUGAUCAAGUCUAAAAUAUUCUCUAUAACGCGUCAACAGAUAAAUCUAAUCACUCAAACACAUGGUUCAUUUUAAAAGAAAGCCCUGACCAGUAUAUCAAAGGGAUCUUCUCCCAGAUAAGGAGAUCAAUGGUAUGCAAACACAGUCAAUUCAUAUUUGUUAGGCCUCCAUUCUUGAAAGACGCAUAUAGUUUCUUGAAUAUGUUAUUUCUUUCACGUUCAUUCACUUCUAGAUCCAAAGACCACAGUAUCAACAGACACAAUAUAUAUUUUAUUCCAUCUAAUCAGUAAUUUUAAAAAUAUUUAGUUAUUUUAAAAAACAUUUUCUAGACAUAAAAUUAUCGACAAUUAACCGUUUUACACCCCGUGACAAACACCUUACGCGUUCUAUCGUCGUUUCUUUCAGUUUAAUUUUUAUAAAAUGUAUCUUAGGCUGAGAAGAUAUCUUAAAGCACUUGCUUGACUCUUAACCUGUAAUCUUACAAUAUUUUGAGGUAUAGUUUGAUUCUAAAAUUUCUGCUCGUCCUUUGCUAUUGUUAUCUCAAAAUUUCACGAUUUGUUUCACAGAAACUGGUACCAGUGACCGAAAAGGGAGUUGUCGGUUUGACCCUUUUAAGUGAACUAUAUCUUGCCACCAGAGAGACAUACGAGAUUAAAGAGCGAUUAUCUUUUUAGUGAGAGCAUCUUUCUGCGUUUGCUUAAUUUUAAAAGAUCUUACAUAUUUUGCUCCUUAACAGUCUUUUUAUCAUUUCUGAAUGUAUUUUAAAAAUUCUUUUGAAAUGCGAAGGUAAGAAUUUGAUUAGUGUGUGUAAUCAAAUGGUGACGAGUGAGAUAACGGAAUAAUUUCACGCAUGUUUUGUCAAAAUUCUCAUAAUUUCCCGAGUCUUUAGGAGAUGCGCUCUUUCAUGAGUUUAUGUUUCUAAUGCGUCUUUUGAUGCCCUGGCAUCUUCAUUCAUAACUUUUGUAAAACCUCGACGCCAUCUUGGCACUAAGACGGCCCCGUUUACACGGGUCUAGACAAAUUACACUGGUCUAGACAAAUUUUCUGGGACAAAAACUUGAACGGAUCCGCCUUUCGUUUGCACGGAACCAGCUGAACCGUGCAACUUUUGUUGAACGGCAAACUGUAGUGCAAUCUGUAACAGUAUUUGGACGGUUCCGUGUAAACGGGUUGCACAGGUAAAAAAUUCGUUCACUGAAAAAUUUCCCCGGACCCGUGUAAACGGGACCAGAGACAUACCGAACGUUGUCAUAGCAACUAAGUAAUUUCACGUGAAUGUGAAAUUAUAAACAAACGCUAAACGUUUGCGCCAAAAUUUAGGAAGCCUGCGUAGCUAGCGCUUCAGUGUGGUUUCGGAGCAAAGAUUAACCGAAAUCGCACAAAAAGCUUGCUACGCAGGCUAAAAUUAAGGAUAUUGAUAAGGUAAGUGAUUGGGCAACCACUUGAAGGUGAAUUAUCUUUUCCUCCUGACUCAUUACUAGUUUUUUGAUUUUUCUUUGCUCUCAGAUAGCUUAACAGGGGGAACUACGACAGAUGGAAGAAAACUAAGUCUUGAAGGAACUAGCAUGGAAGUAGAAAGAUUAAGGAAAGGUAAACUGUCAAUUAUCAAGAUAUCAAUUGAAGACUCUUGAAACUUACAUUCUUCGGUUAAUUUUACAGUUUUUUUUGCUUACCUUAGGCCAUUUAAGCUCCCGGCUUUGGUCGCUCUUAUGUAUUCAGUUUUUCCUAGUGUGUGAUAUGAAAUAAAGUUCAGUUAAAGUUUAAGUUAAGAAAGAUUUUAUAACUUUGGAAAACAUCGUACAUAAUUUAAAAAUGAUGUGUCUCUGAAAUGUAAUAGUUUCUCGAAAGAGUAAUAUUUACGUCACUUGUGGUUAUAACUAGGCGCCAUUACUCUCCCUUGGUCAGCCGAAUCAGGCAGCUCUUAUCAUAGAAUACUAGGUCAUUUGCAUGAUGGCUUUCUUUUAGUAAUACUAACAGAAUCCAUUUCGUUUUUCUUCCUUUCAUAUUAAAAAAUUGGAGAUCCACGUGAGGUCUGAAUAUCUUAUAAACAAAAGCCCCCUCAUUUUCCACAAGAAAGACGCCUUCAGCAAACGACAAAACGCCCUUUAAAUGCAAAGACAAUCAUGGCAGUUAAAGACAUAACUUAUGCAAUUGACGAAAGAAAAGACUAGUUGGCAAUGUUAUGCGCAGUGCUAGCAAUCGCAGCGUAAAACAAGUCUAAGGAAUCGCUUCUUUUCUGUAGCUGAGCCGUUAAGGCGUUGCAAUUGCAAUCCCGAGGCCCCUAUAGUCCAAGCCCUGACCUCCAGCUAAAUUUGUUUCUUGGUAGUUCCAAGUUCAACUCGUCGGAAGCGCUUAUAUAUAGCUACUUAGCCUUGUUUUAUUUGGAAUAUUUGUUUCCGUUAUUCUCGGUUCUGUUAGCUUUUAUGCUAUAGAAAUACUGCCGCGAUUGUAAAUAAAUUAUGUGUUUUAACUUAUGAAGUAACACUGUCAGACACCUGUAUGAGGACAGUCAUAAAGAAAUUACAAUAUAUUUCAGGUAUUGUUUUUGUUAACAGCAUUUUUAGAAAUCGAUGACAACGUAGAUCUUGCCCAGAAACCCAUGGAUCAUCAAGAGAAAGCCAUGGAAUCUUUAAAGAAAGGUAUACUAAACAUGUGGCCAGUCUCUUUCAUUACUCACCGGGCAUGGUUAUCUUUAAGUUAUAGCCGAACCCAGAUCAGAGAGAAAAGACGUUGGCCUAUAGUUAAGGUCGAAAUUUCGAUUCUGAAAACCUUGACAAUCGGUCGGUGACUAUAGUAUUUGAAAGUCAAGGACGACUUUUUGCCAUCUUUGUAUAUCGUUUGUCGAUAUUUGAGUUUCCUCAAAUUGCAUAAAAGGCAAUAAGGUAGUGACAAAGACCUUCUAUCCACAAUUUGGCUUGCUUUCAAAGUCUUCUGAAGUCUCUUUUAGCCUGGAACAGAGAAUUUCUACUCUGGAGGGAAAAUUCAAGUACUACAAAUAACCCACUACCCCACUAGCCUUAGCCCUAGUAAAGGAAAGUAGGAGACCACACCAAAAAUCACGACCUAUAUAUUUACCUUUGCUCUAUCUCGACAUUAUAUUGUUUUAAAGUGUGGCUGACUGACACGAGUCACAGACAUACAAAAGAUGAGGGGUUGUGUCAUUUCAAUGAUAAAAUGGUCUAUUUCUUAUUGGACAAACAGCUCUACGUUCUGUUGAGGACGAGGAACAAGAUGAUCGAAAGAUAAGAGACAUUGAAUCAGGUAAGAACCUCUUUUGAAUCUAAGCCCCUAGUUACGUUAUUCUACAGGGCGUGGAACCAGCCAACUUCAAGUUUGUCUAAAAGCUUGGAAGUUAACUAUUUGUUGUUUUUGAAUAGAAAAAAAGGGGGAAAAGGAUAGAAAACGAAGAUUUUGAGAAUUAUUCUUAGAACUUUUGCUUCCUUAUGACUUACUACGACAUGUCCAAUAUAUCCACUGUUCAAAGCACGCAUCACUUGAGCAUAUGGCAAACUAACACUGGUCUCCCAAAAGCUGACAAGGGGUCGUCAUUGCCAACGAGCAAAGGGUGAGGUGAUCAUUCAGUCUCUUUCGUUAUGGGCACCAAGUGGCCCUGUUCAUUCAAGGAAAAUGACAUUCCAAGAUAUAUAUGAUCUCGAGAAAUUCCCGGAUUUUCCAGGGAGGAUAUCUUGCGAACGUGAUGUUGAACAGAUUGAGAAUGCAUGGAAUAAGGGCCGAAUGAUGAUGAUGUUGACGUAAAUUAAUACUUACUGAUGGAGUAAUUACGUUUUUCAACAGCUCUGAGGUCCAUAGAAAGGGAGACUGCUUACCACGGUCAGUACCUUGUGAACAACACUUAUAUUAAUACUUCCUUUGCCAGUGUUAAAUACUUUGAUACUAUUGUGCGCUAUGAACUCAGCCAGCUGAACAGUCAACCCAGCACUUACUUCCUCCGGAUCCAGUACUCAGUACUGUGGCAAGCCACUUGUUUAUCUGGCUGUCAUUCGGUCGGUCAGACCGUCAAUCCAUCAGACUGUUUGUAAGGGGCAACACGUAAGAUCACAUAUCUUACCGUAAAAGGCUUCUCGAUUUUAGCCUCUAAACCGGCGCUUACUAAAUCACGCAUGAGUAAAACCCGCCCCAUUCUCAGCUAUCAAUCUUAGCUAUGGUUAUAUAUCACAGCUGUUGCACUUCAAAACCGGUCGGUCUAACAGGUUUUCUAGCCUUUGUAUAUGUCCCCUAAAAUUAUCAUCCAUUGAUCACAGUUUAAACUUUCUUCUUGUGCAGAGAGCAGAAAACGAACAAAUAUAGAGAAAGGUAAGUUAACUGAUGGUCUUUAGAAACAGUUUAGCUCAGCUUUUUUUCUGAACAAGUUCCCUGAGUGUAAAAAUAGAGAAAAGAAAACUGAAAGUUGCCAAGAAAAACUACUUUUAAAGAACUUAUCCUUAUAAGUUAGAGUCGCAGGAUGCAUUAUUUUUCUUGAAGGUAAGUCAAAUGCGUUUUUUACAACGGAUUAACAUAAAAAGUUAUUUUUGUUAUAAAUUUAAAAGUGAAGAAAAUUUUGACAAGCAUUUUUCCUUUUAGUUCUCAAUUUAGUGGAGGAGCACACUAAUCAAGGUAUGCAAUAUAGUCGCGUAGAAAAAAAAAGAGUUCUAUCGUUACGUAAAUGUUGUGGUUCAAUUUUCAGUGAAUUUUAUCCUUGGUUUAAAAUUUAUUUUCCUUUGUCUUGCGUAUGGUAAUGAAUUUAAAACAAACUGGGAAAUACAAAUUAAACCAAGGAUAAAAUUGAGCCACAACAUAAAUAUAUCAGAGAGUAACUUUUUAAAAUAUACAUUCACUCCAUUUGGACCGCGUUACUUGCAAUUGAGGGUUACAACUUGGUGUUACGGUGCACGAAUUUAUGCUAAUUAGUAUAUGCCAAUGUCUAUGUCAUAUAAUGAUAGUAUCAUGGAGUCAUGGUUUCAUAGGCCUCGUGGUGUCAGGGGUUUCAUAGUGUCAUGUGUUUCGUGGUUUCAUAGGUUCAGUGGUGUUAAUAGGUUCAUGGUUUCAUAGGUUUCGUGGUGUCAAUGGUUUCGUAGUUCCAUGGGUUUCGUGGUGUCAAUGGUUUCAUGGUGUCAAUGGUUUCAUGGUUUCAUAGGUUUCCUGGUGUCAAUGGUUUCAUGGUUUCAUGUGUUUCGUGGUGUCAAUGGAUACAUGGUUUCAUAGGUUUAGUGGUGUUAAUAGGUUCAUGGUUUCAUAGGUUUCGUGGUAUCAAUGGUUUCGUAGUUUCAUGGGUUUCGUGGUGUCAAUGGUUUCAUGGUUUCAUAGGUUUCCUGGUGUCAAUGGUUUCAUGGUUUCAUGUGUUUCGUGAUGUCAAUGGAUACAUGAUUUCAUAGGUUUCGUGGUGUUAAUAGGUUCAUGGUUUCAUAGGUUUCGUGGUGUCAAUGGUUUCGUAGUUUCAUGUGUUUCAUGGUUUCAUAGGUUUCGUGGUGUCAAUGGUUUCAUGGUUUCAUAGGUUUCGUGGUGUCAAUGGUUUCAUGGUUUCUUAGGUUUCCUGGUGUCAAUGGUUUCAUAGUUUCAUGGGUUUCGUGGUGUCCAUGGUUUCGUGGUUUCAUAGGUUUCGUGGUGUCAAUAGUUUCAUGGUUUCAUCGGUUUCGUGGUGUCAAUGGUUUCAUGGUUUCAUAGGUUUCGUGGUGUCAGUGGUUUCAUGGUUUCAUAGGUUUCGUGGUGUCAAUGGUUUCAUGGUUUCAUAGGUUUCGUGGUGUCAGUGGUUUCAUGGUUUCAUAGGUUUUGUGGUGUCAAUGGUUUCAUGGUUUCAUAGGUUUCGUGGUGUCAAUAGUUUCAUGGUUUCAUAGGUUUCGUGGUGUCCAUGGUUUCAUGGUUUCAUAGGUUUCGUGGUGUCAGUGGUUUCAUGGUUUCAUAGGUUUUGUGGUGUCAAUGGUUUCAUGGUUUCAUAGGUUUCGUGGUGUCUAUGGUUUCAUGGUUUCAUAGGUUUCGUGGUGUCAAUGGUUUCAUGGUUUCGUGGUGUCAAUAGUUUCAUGGUUUCAUAAGUUUCGUGGUAUCCAUGGUUUCAUGGUUUCAUAGGGUUCGUGGUGUCUAUGGUUUCAUGGUUUCAUAGGUUUCGUGGUGUCAAUAGUUUCAUGGUGUCUUAGGUUUCGUGGUAUCAAUGGUUCCAUGGUUUCGCGGUUUCAUAGGUCUCCUGGUGUCAAUGCUUUCAUAGAUUCAUGGGUUUCGUGGUGUCAAUUGUUUCAUGGUUUCAUAGGUUUCGUGGUGUCAAUAGUUUCAUGGUUUCAUAGGUUUCGUGGUGUCAAUGGAUACAUGGUUUCAUAGGUUUCGUGGUGUCAAUGGUUUCAUGGUUUCAUAGGUGUCCUGGUGUCAAUGGUUUCAUGGUUUCAUGUGUUUCGUGGUGUCAAUGGAUACAUGGCUUCAUAGGUUUCGUGGUGUUAAUAGGUUCAUGGUUUCAUAGGUUUCGUGGUGUCAAUGGUUUCGUGGUGUCAAUGGAUACAUGGCUUCAUAGAUUUCGUGGUGUCAAUGGUUUCAUAGUUUCAUGUGUUUCAUGGUUUCAUAGGUUUCGUGGUGUCAAUGGUUUUAUGGUUUCAUAGGUUUGGUGGUGUCCAUGGUUUCAUGGUUUCAUAGGUUUCGUGGUGUCAAUGGUUUCGUCGUUUCUUAGGUUUCGUGGUGUCAAUGGUUUCAUGGUUUCAUAGGUUUCGUGGUGUCAAUGGUUUCAUGAUUUCAUGUGUUUGGUGGUUUCAUAUGUUUCGUGGUUUCUAUGGUUUCAUGGUUUCAUAGGUUUCCUGGUGUCAAGGGUUUCAUGGUUUCAUGGGUUUCGUGGUGUUAAUGGUUUCAUAGCUUCAUGGUUUCAUGGUUUCAUGGGUUCCGUGGUGUCGAUAGUUUCAUAGGUUUUGUGGUGUCAAUGGUUUCAUGGUUUCAUAGGUUUCAUGGGUUUCAUAGGUUUCGUGGUGUCAAUGGCUUUAUAGGUUUCAUGGUUUCAUAGGUUUCGUGGUGUCAAUAGUUUCAUAGGUUUCAUGGUUUCAUAGGUUUCGUGGUGUCAAAGGUUUGGUGGUUUCAUGGGUUUUGUGGUGUCAAAGGUUUGGUGGUUUGAUAGGUUUCACAGUUUCAUGGAUUUCAUGGUGUGAAAGGUUUGAUAGUUUCAUAGGUUUCACAGUUUCAUGGAUUCCGUGGUUUCAUAGGCUUCGUGGUGUCAAAGGUUUCAUGCAUAGUUUCUUAGGUUUAAUAGUUUCAUGGGUUUCAUGGUUUCAUAGGUUUCGUGGUGUCAAUGGUUCCAUAGAUUUCGUGGUGUCAAGGGUUUCUUUUUUUCAUAGGCUUCUUGGUGUGAAAGGUUUCAUGGGUCUCGUGGUUUCAAUGGUUUCAUAGUGUCAUGCUUAAUUGAAAAUAGUUAUUUCUCGGAUACAGGUUUCUUUUGUUUAAACAUAUUGUUUUCGUAGGACGCGACUACGUAACUUUUAUUGCUGUUGUUUGUAAUUUUGUUGUUCGUUAUAAAACUAAUUCUGUAAAAUAUUCAUUUCUCAUCAGGAUCUAUUGUAAACCGUUAAACGUUAAUUGUUAAUUACUAGAUUUUUCACAGUAGCUUUUAUUUGCGACACCUUGCGUUUGGAUAGGAUUUGUAAGUCGUAGGUAUUAAGAAGGGGCCACGUUGCUGGAAAGUUAGCACGGAGGGUGCGUUCAAGAGAUUAAGAGAGAAACUUUUAAAAGCUCACGCACUACUGAAAUCCUUCAGUAGAGGCGUUCUUGAUUCACGGCAAAGAAGUCAUUUUUCGUGGGAGAGCAAACAGAAGUGCUGUAAAAGUUGACAGAGCAGGAAUACAGAACGCCAAUACGGAGUACGGACAAGUACUUUGGUGAUCGAAAAAAUUUCUCCAAGAACGGUUGCAGAUUCGACGUCUGCUAAACACAGCCGACAUUUACGUUCUUGUUUGUUUCAAUAAGCCACUAAGCGGUUAGUUAUUGUGUCACGAUCAGCCAGUAACGAGCUGUGAUACAAGUGAAACGGCACCUACGAAUUAUUUCUCGUUUUCUUAGAGGAAUAUUUAUUCCAUGCGCAUGCAUGGAUGAGACUCCGAAGAAAGUUAUAAUAAGAAGCGAAUUUUUUUUGUUUUUUUUGUAGCUGUAAUUUAGGAAAGGACCAGAACUAAGUUCGUGUGUUUGGAAAAAGCGCAGUCGACAUCGCAAGGCUCAUCAAACGUGCUGUGGACGUUGAUGUGCCUUUGUGUACGUCAAAUUAAUUUUUUAUUUGCACAGCUGUCUUCCACCUGAGACGACUCAAACGUUUUGAAAAAAUCACAGUAAUGAUGCAAUAGAGCUUUAGUCAACUGUAUAGUUUUUUGGGAAGUUGUUGUAAGUAUAAAAUAGUCUGCUUUUCUUUGAGAGACUUCAGACAACAGUCUCCUAUACGAGCGCGGAGCGGUUUUCAGCACGGUCAAUAUCAAUUACUAUUAAAUCUGUAUAUAUUCGAAGUAAUAAGAAAAGAGAACUUGUAAACUUGUAUAGGGAAGAUUUUCAAAGCAUUCUUCGAAAACAAAGGCCGUUUCCUUUUUUUGCGAAUGUAAUUCCACCAAGGUCAUGGGUCGCGGACCAAGGACUUAAACCAAGGAAUUAAACUAUCAAGGUUCAAUAGAAACGGUGGAGUCCUUCCUCACACAAAGCCUGUGGUAUAAUUCUUUGAUUAGAGUUAUGGACAAACUGGUCUUCUAUAAAAGUUGGUAUCAAAUGGGCAUUUCUCAGGUGAAUCAAAUCGUUAAGGAAAAACCAAGUACUUUUUUCUUGUCACCAACAGAAUUUGAAGAAAAAGUAUCAGACAAAGGUUUGCCCUUUGACAUUCUAUGGAAUGACAUCUACCCUCCGAGAGCUCUGGAAAAAUCAAAAACUACCAAAUGUACCACUAAACUGUAUGGAACAAGAGUCUUUCACAACCACCUUUUUAAAAUCGAAAAAGCCCAGCAGACUAGCUUAUCAAAAACUGGUGGAAUUAAAAUGUAACUAUAAAAUUUCUAGUCAGGAGAAAUGGAGCAAAGUUUUCCCAGAAGCUCGUGAUUUAAUCUGGCAAAACUCAUAUAUGACCGCUUUUAAAUGUACCAAAAGCACCAAACUGACUGAAUUUCAGUUUAGAUUCCUUCAUCAAACUUUGGCAACAAACGUAUCUUUAGUCAAAAUGGGAUACAAAGAUGACAUUAGGUGUUCACUUUGCCAUGAAGAAGCGGAAAACUCUGGUUCUGCAGCAAAAUAGAACUUUUCUGGAAACACCUUAUUGCCUUUCUAACGGAUCGUAAACUUUUAUCCAACGACUAUCUCCUUAACAGUCUUGUCGUCUUGGGUCCGAUGCCUGAUACUUCCAAAAACAAAGCCGCAAUUAACUUCGUUCUGUUACUUGCGAGAUUCUACAUUUGGCUUUGCAGAAGCAAAAGAAAUAUUCCAACUAUUCCAACUAUUCUCGCUCUUUUUACACUUUCCUUCCUGCCAGACAUUUCCUUCCUAUUUUCCUCGCUUCAACAUUCAAGGCAUAUAAAGCUAAUUUUCAGUGAAUCAGCAGAGAAAAUAUCUUUAAUCUCUUUUUUCUCCUUUGAGUUAAAACUACAGUUAACUAAAAUUUACCAUACUUUCCCGCCCCCUUUAUUUUCUGGUUUUUGUAGCGUAUGUAAUCCGUAUUGUAAGUAGUGCAAGUAGCUGUUAUACAUAUGUAAAGCGUGGAGUAUAGCACUGUUAGCAGUGUAAGUAUCUCAUUGUAAGUAAGUAUUGCAAGUUUUGUAUCGUAAGUAGAGUAUAGUAUUGCUCGUAGCGUAAGUAUCUCACAUUGUAAAUAAGUAUUGUUUUGUAAGUAGAGUAUAGUUUUGUUAGUAGCGUAAGUAACAUACAUUGUUUGUAAGUAAGUAUUGUAAGUAAGUACUUUGUAAUUGCAAGUGUUUUAAAUAAAUUAAAUUGAAUUUAAAAAAUACAUAUCACUGAGCACUACAGCAGGAAUACAAAUAUUUUCCAGCUUUGUAGAUUGAUCUUUCAUAAGAUUUACCAGGGGCGAAACAACAACAAUAAUGUCCAGGAGUUCCAAGCAGUGUCGCAAACAAGCGGCAAAGCUUGAUACAUAAGGGAUUUACCAAAUCCCGUCGGCAAAUUUAUGAACUGAUCGGUCUUCUCUAUAAAAUUUGCAGGAUAGCGUCUCUCUGAUACUUGUUUAACUCUGCAUUCAUUACAAAUUUCUCGCACACCCGAUCAAAAGCCUCACUGAUCGGUGAACGUAAAUGUCGGCUGUGUUUAGCAGACGUCCGUGGGGGAGAAAUGAACGCGUGACGAACAAACCCCAAAGGACGUCUGAGGGGAGGCUACUUGACACCAAGAGGCCUAUGAAAGCAUGAAACCUCUGACACCAUGAACCCCAUGAAACCACGAGACCUUUCACACCAUGAAACCUAUGAAACCACGAAAUCAUUGACACCACGAAACCUAUGAAACCAUGAGACCCUUGACGCCACGAAACCUAUGAAAUCAUGAAAACAUUGACACCACGAAACCUAUGAAACCAAAAACAUGAAAAAAUGAAACCAUCUACACCACGAAACCUCUGAAACCAUGAAACCAUUGACACCACGAAACCUAUGAAACUAUGAAACCCUUGACACCACGAAACCUAUGAAACCAUGAAACCAUAGAAACCACGAAACCUAGGAAACCACGAAACACGUGAAACUAUGAAACCAUUGACACCAGGUAACCUAUGAAACCACGAAACCUAUGGAACCAUGAAACCAUUGACACCACGAAACCUAUGAAACCAUGAAACCAUUGACACCACGAAACCUAUGAAACCAUGAAACCAUUGAAACCACCAAAACCUAUGAAACCGUGAAACCAUUGACACCACGUAACCUAUGAAACCACGAAACCUAUGAAACCGUGAAACCAUUGACACCACGAAACCUAUGAAACCACAAAACCAUUGACACCACGAAACCUAAAAAACCACGAAACCAUUGACACCACGAAACCUAUGAAACCAUGAAACCAUUGACACCACGAAACCUAUGAAACCAUGAAACCCUUGACACCACGAAACCUAUGAAACCAUGAAACCCUUGACACCACGAAACCUAUGAAACCAUGAAACCAUUGACACCACGAAACCCAAGAAACCAUGAAACCAUUGACACCACGAAACCUAUGAAACCAUGAAACUAUUGACACCACGAGACCUAUGAAACCAUGAAACUAUUGACACCACGAAACCUAUGAAACCAUGAAACCAUGGACACCACGAAACCUAUGAAACCAUGAAACUAUUGACACCACGAAACCAUUGACACCACGAAACUUAUGAAACCAUGAAACCAUUGACACUACGAAACCUAUGAAACCAUGUAUCCAUUGACACCACCAAACAUAUGAAACCAUUGACGCCAGGAAACCUAUGAAACCAUGAAACCAUGGACACCACGAAACCUAUGAAACCAUGAAACCACUGACACCACGAAACCUAAGAAACCAUGAAACCAUUGACACCACGAAACCUAAAAAACCAUGAAACCAUUGACACCACGAAACCCAUGAAACUAUGAAACCAUUGACACCACGAAACCUAUGAAACCAUGAAACUAUUGACACCACUAAACCUAUGAAACCACGAAACACAUGAAACUAUGAAACCACUGACAUCACGAGACCUAUGAAACCAUGACUCCAUGAUACUAUCAUUAUAUGACAUAGACAUUGGCAUAUACUAAUUAGCAUAAAUUCGUGCACCGUAACACCAAGUAAUAACCCAAUUGAGCGACGUGAUGAGGGUCCGUCCCCCGGGGCUAAUUCAGGAUUAUACUAGCCUCCCUGUAGAUUUUUUACAAUAUCAUUUGGUCUAAUCAUAACUUCAGAGUAAAGACCUAAUAAUAUUUAUAAUCUCCAGUUACAUGUUCCUAGUCAGGAAAACUUUGUUUACUUUUUAAAUUAACCCUGGGUUUAAUUCAACCAUCUUUUGGGGAAACUUGUGUAAUGGCGCCGUCAUCACUUUUACGACGAACGUUUUACAUGAUUCUAGAAUUGAGGAAGUUGCUCAGGAAGGAUGACAAACGUGUGAAGUCAUAACCCUGACAAGGCUGCCAUAGAAUAGAUAGCAUAGACCCUUCACAGUGCAUAUUAGAACAUAUAUUAGAAUGUUUCUUUUUUUUUCGUGUGAUUAUCGAGUUCGAUUGCAAUAGAGUACAAAUAAGUUCAACAGACCCACUCCAAAUGUAUCACCUUUCAUCCCAAACAAGGCCGGGUGACAUUUUCUUGUUAAUCAGGUAUAACUACAGCCGACUUCUCCAGUUUCUUUAUCAAUUGAGACUAUGACUCUACGAGACUUUGAAGAGAGAUAACCACAGCAAAGGGGAGCCGUGAAAGAACCAAAAAAUCUUCAGUGAAAACGUCUUGAUUAUACAGGUUAACCUUCCCGAAUGAACUUAAUAUAAAUUUCCUGCAUAAAGAUGACUACUGUUAUUUUUCUGAAGCUUUGACACACAACACCACACCUAGAGAAGGUGGAAGAAAUGGUUUGACUGUGUCUUUACCAGAUGAAGCCAAGAAAAUCAAAGAGGGACGCACAAUAAACCUCAAGACCAGCCAGGGGAGAAAACGUGUGUUCAUUCCUAAAGGCUGGAUGUUUUGCACUGUUUCACCUUUUAAGUGUUAUUCCACGAACAGCAGGAAAAAGAGUAAGGAAACGUUCUCUUUGGCUGCGUUAGGGAAUUUUAUUUUAUUUUCUUGUACCUUAGUUUAAAGGGGCUACGUCACGCUAUUUGUGCAUGUUGUCUUUUCACAAAAGUUAAACUAUCUUCAAGUCAAUCGAACUCCAAAAACAACGGUCCGGUUUUAUUGUUUAAGACUAUAUUUAAGGCUGGUUUUCACUAGCGACGGAGUCGGAGUCAGAGUCGUAAGCGGAAUCAUAAAAGCGCUUAUGACCUGGUGAAAAUCAAAAAUCGGAGUCGUAAGCGGAGUCAUAAGUACGAUGGAAUAGGAGUCAGAAGAAUCAUGCAGAACGUUUCCAUCUCUUCCGACUCCGCUUACGACUCCGUCGCUUACGUUCCGUUCCAGAUUGUCGGUGUCGGAAGCAGAAGCGGAAGGAUAAACCAAUCACAAUGCACGUUCCCACGCUUCGUGAUUGGUUUUUAAAGGUCACUAGCUCAUAAAUUAAGCUCUUGGCUUCUGAUUACGACUCCGACUCCUUCGCUAGUAAAAACAAGCCUUUAGGAGUUGAAAAUUUGUCCAGUUGUCUGUUACAAAGGAUGGCAAGGAGGGACGUGCACGGAAUGAAACUUGAAAAAGUUGGACCAACUUUUUCAGAGAGAAUCGUGCUUGAUAAAUACUUGCGUCGAUUUCCCCAACCUGCGUUUUGCUGCAGGCAAAUCAUCCACUUUAGGGACUUUUUUCUUUCAAUUUUAGGGCGAAUCAAGAAGAGACACAUCCCCGUAAGAGUUAGUGGAAAACAAACAGUUUGAAGAAAUCGUAAUCCUUCUACAGUCAAAUUGACCUUCAAUAAGGAUCAUAAUGGACCAGCCAGAAUGCUGAAAAUAUUUGGUGGUGGCUUUAGAGUAGUAGCACUCCCGUCCCAGAGCUGUGAUCCUUGUUGCGAGAAUUGAAAGCUCUUGCUGGGGUCGAAGUAGGAAGUGCGCAAUUCACGGACUUCCCAUAUUUUGCACAGCCUCAGAAAUCGAGACAACCACGGUUACCUUCUAUUAUUAAAGGGAGUCUCAGCAAGGCUCUCGAUUCGUGGCGCUGACCACAAGGAUGGCAGCUCCUGGAAGAGAAUGGAGUGGUCCACAUUGAAUCUGUAUAUGAUUGUUUCAUGAGAGGUCAGUAAGCAAAGCACACAGUAGUCACCACCUGAUAAAUCAUCAGUGGACUUAUGCGUCACUUGAUUAACUAAUGAGCUUGCUUAGUAGCUGAUCUGGAGUGCAGCGUUCACCUCAC
Molecule: messenger RNA, 14136 nt
Organism: Porites lobata
Lineage: Eukaryota; Metazoa; Cnidaria; Anthozoa; Scleractinia; Poritidae
Source: the annotation of a GenBank genome assembly